GACGCAAUCAAUCGCCGUGUCGAUGAGGCAUGAGUAUGACCUUUCACCUUUGGAUGCCACGAACACACAGGCUCCGAUUAUUUGGUUUCUUUCCAAAUGUGAGACUUCGUAGAGAAGGAACAAAAGAUCUCUCUACUUUCACCUCUCAUCGCAGGUUUUACGCUGAAGAUCGAAAAGGCCUAAUGGCCAAGUAUAUGGGGACCAAGAAUCCGAACUUGUUGAGAUUGGUAGAAGAGAGAGCUUUGUCAAAGAAGACAGAGGAAGAUCACAAGAAGGUAAAGGAAACAAUUGUACCUGAUCUUCCUAUAGAUUGCGUCACAAGAAGAAUUCUUCUUCGACUUCCUGUUGAAUCUCUUCAAAGAUGUAAGUGUGUUUGCAAACCAUGGAACAAUGUAAUCAACGAUCGUGUUUUCAUAAACGAUCACAUGCUUCGCUCUGAAUAUGUUUUGAUCUUUCGAGGAUUACUUGUGAAGAAAAGAUCGUCAUCUCAGUCGAGUACAUUAAUCCUGCAACAAAAUCCAAAUACCUUUUCAGUUGAAAAAAGUCUUCUUCAGUCAAAAAAUGCCUCAAUGUUCGGGUUUCCUAUGCUAGACAACGGAAAUAGCUAUGAAAUCCAGUUCAUGGCUUUUAAAGAGGGCGAGAAUUGUGAGAUUGAAAUUGGAGAAUUCCGUGUAAGCUGUAUGGGCGAUAUUAGAGCAACAUGCAAUGGUCUUAUUCUACUUGAUAACGGAGUAAAGAAAGGAGGCCUGAUUGUCAUGAAUCCUGUGACAAAGAAGCUGAUUGAACUUCCUCUAGGUACUUUGUGGGAGAGUCAUAAGGAAUCAUAUGCUUUGGCAAAAUGUAAUGUCACUGGGGACUAUAAGGUGGUUCACUUGUUUCGUGAGAGGUAUGGAAAUGUCAGUUGUGAGAUACUAAACCUUAGAGAUGGAUUCUGGAGACCUGCCGAUGGACCCUCUAUUGGAAACUUUGUUUUCUUAGGCUUCAAACCAGUUUUAGCGAUCGGAGCUUUUCACUGGGUUCCUCAAGUUGAGGAUUGUGAUUUCUUGGUGUCAAUGGAAGUGUCCAAUGAAAAAUUCCACAUUAUACAACUCCCUAAGAUCUGUGGAGCAUAUGACAGGCUUGUGGAGAUGAGCAGCUGCCUUUGUUUUGUCAGCCAUGAAGGUUUGAGCAUUGACAUUUGGAUCUUGAAGGGAUUGCAUGAGAAAAUUUGGACAAAGCAACAUAGUGUUACAAGUGGUUCCAUUCUUGACAUGGUUCCCCUUCUCAGUUUGAGAAACAGUGGAGAGAUGAUUUUCAUGAGGGAUGAAGGUCGCGCAUUCUAUGCUUAUGACUUCAAUAAUAAAGUGAUGAAGAAGAUUGAGAGGGAAAACAAGAGGCUUCCAUGGUCAAAUUCAUACCUCCCCCAUGUCAACUCCCUUUCUUCAUGGGACUGAGUUAUAACUCUCUGCCUCUCUACUGCUCUGCAAAGUGAAGAACAGAAGACGACAUAAAUAUUUUCCAUUUCUGUUACUUUACUGUCAUGUAAUUAGCAAGAGCAUAUGCUUAGUAAAUAGUCAUCAAUCAUAUGCUGCUGAAUUUGGUUUAUUUGUGUAUGUAUUAUGUAUUAAAUAAUCUACUAGCAAUCCUUGGUGACUAUAAUAGACUAAUCAAUUACUGGGUGUCUUUAAUUAUAAGCAUAUAAUUUGGUUCUCCUA
Tripterygium wilfordii is the source of this 1694-nucleotide messenger RNA. Its product is annotated as F-box protein ETP2-like. Lineage: Eukaryota; Viridiplantae; Streptophyta; Magnoliopsida; Celastrales; Celastraceae. Bases 30 to 1433 code for a protein of 467 amino acids. Gene Ontology annotation, molecular function: protein binding. The record is from RefSeq and is a predicted model, not a curated record. The transcript has 2 exons.